AUGAAUUUGCAAAUGCUGGCGAAGCGAUACUUCAGAGUGAUCAAAAUGUACGGACUCAUGGUCGGCACGUGGCCCUACCAGAGUCAGUACUGGAAGUGGCUUCCUCGCGGUGUCUUUCUCAUCGUAGCGAUAUCCGCGAUAAUUACCAUGAUGAGCAAUAUCGUAGUGUCCUUCAGCAUGCAGACGAUAACCGACCAAAUACCCAUUUUGAUGGUAGCCAUGGCCAUGUUCGUAAAGCAUAUCAAUUUUAUCAUCAACGACAGCAAGUUCAAGGAUUUGUUCAACAAUAUGCUGAAGGACUGGCAAGCCGAGAAGACGCGGGAAGAACAGACGAUUAUGGAAAUGUACGCUGAGAGGAGUGUAUUCUUCAUGUUCGUAUAUACACUGAACGCGUACUUUUGCUCGGUCGUGUUCCUGUUCCUCCCGUGCAUGCCACGUCUGCUGGACGUUCUGGUACCCUUGAACGAGUCUCGGCCGUGGAUUCAAAUGUACCAGGCCUACUACUUCGUCGAGAACGAGGACGAUUUCUUGUCAUUGCUAACGGCGAUGUUCACGUUUAUAGCACCAGCCACGACGCUGAUCUACUUGGUACAACACGCCUGCGGACUCUUAGCUCUAUCAGGACAUCGUUUCAAGUACAGCCUGGACCAGUUGAACUCGAAAGCGGAUUCGAGCGUGGACCGAGAGAUUUACAGGAGGGUGUGCUACGCCAUUGACACUCACAAACAGGCCUUUGCAUAUCUCAACGAAAUCGAGAACGUUUAUGCUCUGAACCUCUUCAUACAAGUGGGUUUGGUUGUUUUGUCUUUCACCGUGACAUUGUUGAAGGUAACUACGGUAACUUUGACCAUGGAAACUUAUCCGUAUUAUGGUUACGCGGUCGCUCAGGUGGUGCACGUCUUCUUCCUCACGAUUCAAGGCCAAUUCGUGAUAGACGAGCACGACAGCGUUUAUGCGAAGGGGUUCGAAACAAAGUGGUAUAACGUUCAAUGCAAAACGCAAGCAUUGUUCAUUCUGAUCAUUCGACAGAAUCUGACACCUCCGAUGUUGACAGCCGGUGGACUGAUACAAUUAAAUCUGGACUCAUUUGCGGCGAGAAAUAGAAUUACUUACAGGGUAAUGCAGACGUCAUAG
Messenger RNA from Eufriesea mexicana, 1134 nucleotides. RefSeq lists its product as uncharacterized. Gene Ontology annotation, biological process: sensory perception of smell; detection of chemical stimulus involved in sensory perception of smell. The record is from RefSeq and is a predicted model, not a curated record. Gene Ontology annotation, molecular function: odorant binding; olfactory receptor activity. NCBI's taxonomy places the organism in Eukaryota, Metazoa, Arthropoda, Insecta, Hymenoptera, Apidae. Gene Ontology annotation, cellular component: plasma membrane.